AUGGCGGAACCACAGAUCGCAUAUGCGCAGGACGAGUACGGCCGACCGUUCAUCGUGGUGCGCGAGCAGGGCAAGAAGACGCGCGCCAACGGCAUCCAGGCGAUCAAGAACCACAUUGCGGCGGCCAAGACGGUGGCCAACAUCCUCAAGACGUCGCUCGGCCCGCGCGGCCUCGACAAGAUCCUCAUCAGCCCCGACGGCGACAUCCAGGUCACCAACGAUGGCGCCACCAUCAUGAACAACAUGGAGCUCGACCACCAGGUCGCCAAGCUGCUCGUCGAGCUCAGCAAGAGCCAGGACGACGAGAUCGGCGACGGCACCACCGGCGUCGUCGUGCUCGCAGGCGCCCUCCUCGAGCAGUCCGAGGCGCUCCUCGACCGCGGCAUCCACCCCAUCCGCAUCGCCGACGGCUUUGAGCGCGCAUGCAACCUCGCCGUCCAGGAACUCGAAAAGGUCGCCGACACCGUCGACUUUGACCGCGACAACAUCACCGAGCUCAUGAAGGUCGCCAAGACCUGCCUCGGCAGCAAGAUCGUCAGCAAGGCCUCGGACAAGUUUGCCAAGAUCGCCGUCGACUCGGUGCUCUCGGUGGCCGACCUGCAGCGUCGCGACGUCGACUUUGAGCUCAUCAAGGUAGACGGCAAGGUGGGCGGCGGACUCGAGGACACGCAGCUGGUGCAAGGCGUGGUGAUCGACAAGGACAUGUCGCAUCCGCAGAUGCCGCGCGUCGUCAAGGACGCCAAGAUCGCCAUCCUCACGUGUCCCUUUGAACCGCCGCGUCCCAAGACCAAGCACAAGCUCGACAUAACCUCGGUCGAGGAGUACCGCAAGCUGCAGGACUACGAGCGCACCAAGUUCGAGGAGAUGAUCAAGCGCGUCAAGGACUGCGGCGCCAACCUGGUGGUGUGCCAGUGGGGAUUCGACGACGAGGCGAACCAUCUGCUGCUGCAGCACGAGCUGCCGGCGGUGCGCUGGGUGGGUGGACCGGAGCUCGAGCUGAUUGCGAUUGCCACCAACGGCCGCAUCGUGCCGCGCUUCGAGGAUCUGUCGCCCGAGAAGCUCGGUCGGGCAGGUGUGGUGCGCGAGGUGGGAUUCGGCACGACCCGCGACCGCAUGCUCAUCAUCGAGGAAUGCGCCAACACGCGCGCCGUCACGGUAUUCGUCCGCGGUUCGAACAAGAUGAUCAUCGACGAGGCGAAGCGCGCCUUGCACGAUGCCAUCUGUGUGGUGCGCAACCUUGUCGUGGACAACCGCGUGGUGUACGGUGGCGGUGCGGCGGAGAUCUGUGCGAGCGUGGCGAUUUCCAAGGCGGCCGACGAGAUUGCGUCGCUGGAGCAGUACGCCAUGCGUGCGUUUGCCUCGGCGCUCGACGCGAUCCCGCUGGCGCUGGCGGAGAACUCGGGCUACUCGCCCAUCGAGACGCUCGCCGAGGUCAAGAGCAGACAGGUCACCGAGCAAAACCCCAAGCUCGGCAUCGACUGCAUGGGCGCCGGCGACAACGACAUGAAGAACUGCCGCGUGUUCGAUCCGCUCGUCUCCAAGCGCCAGCAGCUCCUCCUCGCCACGCAGCUCGUCCGCGCCGUGCUCAAGAUCGACGACGUCAUCGAACAGCACAACAUCGAGUAG
Molecule: messenger RNA, 1626 nt
Organism: Moesziomyces antarcticus
Lineage: Eukaryota; Fungi; Basidiomycota; Ustilaginomycetes; Ustilaginales; Ustilaginaceae
Product: t-complex protein 1 epsilon subunit
Exons: 1
Coding region: 1-1626 (541 amino acids)
Biological process (GO): protein folding
Cellular component (GO): chaperonin-containing T-complex
Molecular function (GO): ATP-dependent protein folding chaperone; ATP binding; ATP hydrolysis activity
Source: RefSeq, a predicted model, not a curated record